Molecule: messenger RNA, 981 nt
Organism: Rhodotorula toruloides NP11
Lineage: Eukaryota; Fungi; Basidiomycota; Microbotryomycetes; Sporidiobolales; Sporidiobolaceae
Exons: 3
Coding region: 1-981 (326 amino acids)
Source: RefSeq, a predicted model, not a curated record
AUGCGCGGGGUACUUGAGCAAGACGGCUGCGGAGGAGGCGCAGAAGCUGCUCCGGGACAGACUGAGCAGCGUGCGGCCUAUCGAAGGAAUCCUCACGCGCGGGCGCAAGCUGAAAAGGGCAUCCCCUCGACAGCUCCUCCGCCAGCGAAGCGAGCUCGACUUGCCAACCUCGUUCCUCCUCUCGAAUCUCUUUCGCCAGCAACGAGCGCACCCAGGCAGAUCCUCGACUUCUCUGCCCUUCCGCCCAUUCCCUGGUCGGACCGAGAUGACGAGGUCCUGCUCGCGCACUGGGAGGCAAUUGUCGACGGCCGGAUCAGCUGGAUGGACGUCUGGGCUGUCUUCCCCUUGCAGACCCACGACGAACUCCUUCGGAGGAUUCAGCAGCUCAUUCAGAACUUUCCGAGUCCCGCUGCAGGACAGCUCCCGCCGUCGUUUGUCAAGCCAGACUCGUCGACUCGGCCCGACCUUCACAAACAGCCGCUUUCGCGACCAUCAACGACUUCUCCGCCCUCCGACGCGAGCUUGCGCUCGUUUCACGGAGCGAUAGCAGCUUUGCGUGGCGUUCCGAUAAAUCCUCGCAACGGUGCGCGCGACUGUGAUCAUCCUCAAGCCGGACGACCUUUGCAAGCGCCUCGCUCGCUGCUGCGAUCCUCUCGUUCGCCCUCUCCUGCGUCUCCUGAGGUCAGUCACGUCCCUUCGUACAAGCUCGAUGUCGCUCGAGCGCUCAGGCGCGCGUUUGGACAGCCUCGACCGCACAAUCUCUUCGCUCAGCCCGUCCUUUCCGCGCCGUCACCCGCGAUGUCGCCGGUCGUCAAUCUUCGUCCGCAGCCUCUCUACGCUGUGCAGGCGCCAGCCCUCAGCCUACCUUCGUCGUUCUGCGACGCUCCUCGCAGCGAGACGGACGACCAGCGCAUCCCGACCUCCGCCGACUUCCUGCCAGUCAAGCCCGCUUCAAUCGCCUGCGAGCCAGCCUUGCAAUAG